This is a messenger RNA of Chiloscyllium plagiosum (whitespotted bambooshark), 1911 nucleotides long. RefSeq names its product Dexi homolog (mouse) (gene dexi). NCBI's taxonomy places the organism in Eukaryota, Metazoa, Chordata, Chondrichthyes, Orectolobiformes, Hemiscylliidae. The record is from RefSeq and is a predicted model, not a curated record.
GCGUCCGAUGCCGACGGCCCCGUGAAAGAGGCGGGAAGAGAGGCGAGCGGGGCGCGCGUGCGCACAGUGAAGCGAGGCCUAGCGCUCGGAUCCGCUUUAACCAAGGUGCGGGGAAGCCCGAUGAAGCCGUUUCAAUAAAGGAGGCGGGGGGGUGAAGAAAAAAAAACACGCAACAGACAGCCUCCGCUCCGGCCCGAGAGACAAGCCGAGAAACACAAAUGUCUGCGCGGCAGGCAGGCGGGACCGCCGCGGUUUUGAUGUGCCACCCGGUGCCACCUUGAGAGAAGCCUAUGACCAUUUAUGCUGACCUCGAUUCGGUGGAGUCGCUGUUCGAUGAGCUGCCCUAUAUGUUUUACGUGGGAUUGUUUUUUGUGAACGUGCUGAUCCUGUACUAUGCCUUCCUGAUGGAGUACAUCCUCCUGAACGUGGGCAUCGUCUUCCUCCCGGACGACUUCGACCAGGCUCUCGUCGACCUCGGGGUGCUCUCGGAUCCCGCAUCGGUCACCUACGACACCGACCCCGAGCUGGAUGUAUUCGACGGCUACUUUGACUGAGAGCAAUUAAAAAAAAAACACAACACGCACAAACACAUCGCUUUGUGAAAUUUAUUGUUUUUAGACCUUUUCCCUCCAACUCCCCGCCCCAUUCCCAAGGUCUCCCUUUUUUCCAACGUGGAACUGUACAGGUCAGGUCAGGAUGACCGUCCCUUGGUUUUCUUUCACAAGCCGAGCACUUGCUGAACGAGACGAUACUUUCGGACGUUAUUACGGUGCUGACUCCGAUUGUGCCAAGAUUGCAAUCAGUAUGGAUUGUGUCAUUUCGGGGCGUUUGUCCGUCCUGCAACGGUGCAGACCCGAACUGCCUUCUCCAGGAUUAUCUGGACAAGUAGGUACCGGCUCUCUUUGCUACCUUCGUCUCCCGAGAGCUUCAAACUAACACUGAACAGAUGAAUAAUGCUCAGACGUGCGAUCCACACCGUCACUUUAUAGAUCUCUUCUCCCCCCCCCCCCAUCCCCACUUUCUUCCUGUAAUUUAUUUAAGAAAGUAGUAUUUAUUCGUGUUUACACUAUUCUGACGUUGACUGAAAUCCGACUGAAUGAUCCUAAAAAUGCAUAAAAGUGUUUCUAAAGCUGGUGGUAAAUCACUUAUUUGAAUGAUGCGUUUUUUCUGGAAGGUGUUCUUGACAGGAACAAAAUAUUGUGAUCUUGAAAGGAGCCGGAUGGAAUUGGAAUGUGCUUCCAACCUGCCUGAAACAAUUAUAUUUUUAUAGGUAGUUUUGCACCUGAUUGAUUAAACGAACCCUGACUGUUUUCUUCCAAAUCAGUGAUAACGAAUGAUCAGGUUUUUUUCAGGGAAAUCGAAUCAGCCUGCAAGUGGGUGGGACUAAGCGACUGCAGUCUCCCAGUCUGGACACGUUUUACACAGCAGCCCUAAAAAUGAUAGCAGGGAAGGUACUGCAUAUUAAAGCUAUUUAUUUCAUUGAUAGAGUGAUAAAUAAGUAACAGUCACAAGGCAUGCUACUUUAAUUUUUUAAGUGGCGGCAAUCUUGUCGUCCUCUGUUUGUCAGAGUCACAUAACCAGAAAAUUGAAAUUUUAAUACUGUAUUUCCAGAAGUAUUGUCCACCCUCAACAAAGUGUUGCACCUCCUGCAUUGAGCUAUAUUUCAGACUUUCCUGCUAUGAUUUUUUUAAAUGAAAAUGUACAAGCUUAAGGAGAAAGUGAUGAAGUUGCAGGUGUCUCACUGGGAUUAGAUGCUAAAUGUAAUGAUGAGGAGUGUCACUGUUCCCACACUCUAAAUUGUACUAGAAAUUCUAGUUCCCCCUCUCCACUUCCAUUCCACUGCCUUUUUUUCCUUGUGCAUACUAAAUGUGUCCAGUGAGGAACCAUUUUCUGAACUAUAUAGCAGUUAAA